Drosophila kikkawai is the source of this 2609-nucleotide messenger RNA. Its product is annotated as major facilitator superfamily domain-containing protein 6. The record is from RefSeq and is a predicted model, not a curated record. Lineage: Eukaryota; Metazoa; Arthropoda; Insecta; Diptera; Drosophilidae. Gene Ontology annotation, cellular component: membrane.
UCCUGUUUCCUUGGCAACGUCACAUAGCAACAACAAAGGCGCAGGAAUAACAAAAUCAGCUGAUUGGCAGCCAGUGCUGGAAAGCGCUAUCAUGCCGCAAAGCAACUGACUCUACCCCGACCACGUCGAACGGCGAACGCCUAUUAUGAUCUUAUCUAGGUGGAGCACCUUCUGGCCAUAACUGUGAUACUUUGUGUCACCGUUUGGGACACAACAGUGCUUAUUCUAUAAUUAACAACAGACUGGACAAUAAUUAAUUCAUUAAUUAAUUAGCGAUGGGACGACUCAACAAGCGUUUGCUGCCCAUCAAGGCGCACUUCUUCUUUUUCAUGGCAGCCAUGGGACCCAUAUUGCCUCAACUGGCGGUAAUAGGCAAGCAAAUCGGUAUUCCUCCAGACGUAAUGGGCUAUAUCAUGGCCAUCUUGCCCAUAUUAUAUGUUUUAGCCAAACCCCUUGUGGGUUUCCUUGUGGAUUAUUUUACGAGCCUGCGCAAAUUCAUCUUCAUCUCGCUGAUCCUGAUCAUGACCCUGGCCUAUGGCGGCUUCAUCUUUCUGCCUGGAAACUCACAUUUCAUCCCCCUGGAGGAGGGCAGUGCCCAGUGGAAUGUUACUCUACUGUCUGACCUACAUGAAUGCAGCCCUAUGAUCUACUCCUCGAAAGCAUUUUGCCAGACGGUUCACGAGGCGGAUUGCAGUGAGGGAGAGAAUCGAUAUGCAACCAUGAUUGUGGCCACCCAGGCGGGGCUGAAUCUCAGUGAAAAUCUGCGCCAUGGCAACGUAAGCUAUCAUAUGUGCCUCGCAUCAUCUGCUGAGUACAGUCCCUCAGGAUUGAGUGCAUCUUGUGAGCUGCAGCAUGUGGGUUCCUGCAUCUAUGGCGCUGGCAAGUUCUGGCUUUUUGUAUUCCUGCUGUUCGUCGGAACCAUUGGCUUCAAUGUGAUCAACUCCAUAUCUGAUGCCUGCUGCUUUGACCUCCUUGGCGAGGCGGAGCAGGACAAGUACGGGGCCCAGCGUGUAUGGGGCACCAUUGGCUUUGGAGUCACUGCCCUCCUGGCUGGCGUUGUGGUCAAUUGGUGGACCUCGGAUGCGGUCAAGAGUCUGACCCCGGCCUUGAUAAUCAUGGGUGUGUUUAGCCUUCUGGAUUUGUUUAGUGUGUCCAAGUUGAAGCUUCCGAAACUGGGCGGCUCCGAGACCAUUUGGAGCGAUGUCUGGCAGCUGGUACGCCAGCCACCUAUUCUCGUCUUCCUGCUGUUCGCCACCAUGGCCGGAAUCAUUGACUCCUUCAUCAUUUACUUCAUGUUCUGGCACCUGGAGCAGGUGGCCGAGGCUACGGGUUAUAUGGAUCAGAUCAAGUUAAUCGAGGGACUGGUGGUGGCCGCCGAGUGCCUGGCCGGCGAGGUGCCCUUCUUCUUCUACAGUGGCAAGAUCAUCAAGAAGCUGGGCUACGUUCACUGCAUGAGCAUGUGCUUUUUCUUCUAUGCAGUGCGUCUGUCGCUGAUCUCCUGGAUCCCGAAUCCCUGGUAUCUCGUCGGCGUGGAGCUCUUCUUUCAGGGCAUCACCUACGCCCUCUGCUACACCUGCAUCGUGGCAUAUGCCUCGGCGGUGGCGCCCCCGGGUACUUCGGCCACAGUUCAGGGGCUGAUGGCCGGCAUGGAUGAUGGCCUCGGCUUCUCCAUUGGCUCUUUGGUCGGUGGCCUGAUGUUCAAGAGUCUGGGAGGACGGGAAAGUUUCAAAUACUUUGCCAUUGCCGCCCUGUGCACCUGCGUGGCUCACAUUGUGGUGCGUCCUACCUCCAGGAAGCGGCAGUUUCUGCCCAAACAAGGCUAUCAACCGCCCGCGGAACAGGAUAUUAAGUAUACGCCGCCGCUGCCUGACCAAGAAAUGCAGAACCUACGUUGACCCAGAACCUGAAAUUAAGUAAAUAGUUUUAAGAGCGAUUUGUUGCCUAUUUUUGUACGCCUCUUUUAGAGAAAAAGACAACGAGAUGUCCAAAAGUUGAACGACUUUUCGGUCGGUUGAUUGUUCCAUUGUUGGAGCGCACACACGCGAUCUCAAGUGCGCCAGCCCCCUUCCAGCUGUCAAUAUAAAUGGUUAUAUAUGCUUAUAUAAUACCUGAGAGCACAAAAGAACCCAUUGAAAGUGAAACUGGGGCCAGGCGGCAGAUGAUGCCCCCACCGCUCGCUUAAAUGGCGCGCGAUUCCCACUCCAUAUAUUAACAAAACUGGCCGGAUCGAUGGGCCUGCUUGCUCCAUGAUCGAGAAUCGAAAGUCGAUUCGACACUAAUAUGCAAGGUUGAGGUGUAUUAUCAUAUUUUUAAAACUUUUUUGAUAAUUUUCUAGAACCUUUUAUAGUUUUUUUUUUAUAGUGAAAAGAAUAAAGUAACUAUUAAGUCAAGUGCCAUAUUUAUAAAAUACCUGGUUAGUAAUUUUUCCAAUGAAAAUGUGUUGCAUACUCAGAGAUUUAUUAUAAGAGGCCUGGUUUUAAUUUCUAAAAAAAAUGUUUGCAUACUUUAAAGACUAUUUAAAAAAAGAUUCUUGUAUGUAGUAGCCACUCUACCCAUUUAAGCACUCAAAUAAAUUAUCUUUAUAGUCUGUUCUUCUUUUAUUAAAUUCA